GAUGAACAUGGGAUGUUGUCAAAGCUCGGAGGAAAAGGAGGCCGCUUGGCGUUCUCGUAGAAUCGACCGACACCUGCGCUCUGAGAGUCAGCGGCAAUGCCGUGAGAUCAAGCUUCUUCUCCUUGGCACCAGCAAUUCAGGAAAAAGCACUAUAGUGAAGCAUAUGAAGAUAAUCCACAAUGGUGGCUUUAACUUGGAGGCCUGCAUGGAGUACAAGCCCUUGACUCCCUGACAAGAAUCAUAAGAGCCCUGGCAACCCUCAAAUUUGAGAUUCACAACCCUGACAGAGCCUAUGAUGCUGUUUGCACUGACUGGUCCUGCUGAGAGCAAAGGGGUUCGUGAAGAGGCUCUGGGGUUGACCCAGGUUUCCAAGAGUGCUUCUGUUGCUCCAAUGAAUGCCACUUGGAGGAUAACACGGCUUACUAUCUUAAUGACCUUGAUCUCAUUUCUGCGGUUGACUAUAUCCCCAACCAUUGAAGACAUUCUCCAGUCCUGAGACAUGACAACUGGGAUCGUAGAAAACAAGUUUACCUUUAAAGAGCUGACAUUCAAAAUGGUAGACGUGGGUGGAUGGUGCUCCGAACGAAAAAGUGGGGUCACUGUUUUGAAGGGGUCAGUGGCUAUCACCUUAAGCUGUAUGCCGAUAAUCAAACGAGAAAAAGAAAAAGCUGCCAUUACCUGCAACAUCUAUAUGGAUGUGAAAGAGGAGACGUGCGAAGCUGACAUGACUAGUGUGGAGAAAAGGACCGUAAAUGUUAAGGAGGAGGACCAUGAAUGGGAGUCUGUCCACCCUAAACAGGAGAGUCUGGGCAUUAAGGAGGAGGAAUGCAAACAGGAGUCAGUGAUCAUUAAAGAAGAGGCUGAAGAGAAGUGUGUCAAUAAUGAGACACACAAAUAUAAAAUUAUGGAGGGUGUUAAGGAAGACCACCUUUGUUAUGGGUGUGAAGAUGGAAUAAUGACCAAUUUAGUCUCAUCUCAGAACAGAAACUCUUCAUCUCUGGAGUCUUCUAUCAAUGUGAAGUCUGAAAUAUUACAGUCUGACACCAAGAGGACAGAGGACAUUGCAUCAGUUAGAACUCAGGAAGAUCAGCCAACACCUGCAAAGAAGUCUGGAAGAAGAGACAAACAUCACUGCUGUUCUGAAUGUGGCAAGCAGUUCUGUUACAGUAGUCACCUUUGGAGGCACAUUAGAAUUCACACUGGAGAGAAGCCAUAUUGUUGUUCAGAAUGUGGUAAACAGUUUUUGCAAAGUACCCAUCUUCUGAGCCACAAUAGAAUUCACACCGGAGAGAAGCCCUAUUGCUGCUCUGAAUGUGGCAAACAAUUCUGUCAGAGGGGCGAUCUCCAGAGCCACAGAAGAAUUCACACUGGAGAGAAGCCAUAUUGUUGUAACGAAUGUGGCAAGCGUUUUGGCCACAGAAGUAAUCUUCAGAGCCACACAAAACUUCACACUGGAGACAAGAUCAAAAGAUGAAUGCAUAAUCAUGGUUGGACAAGACUGCGGCAUGUGCAAAAGUUGGCUAAGGACAUCGAUAGAAAACAAUUUUAUAACAGAGCUGGAGAUUUUCACACAUCUGGAUGCUGUGUGUAGGUUCCUGAUGGCUGCAAGUAACAACAAUUUUAUUAGACUAAUUUGCUGGGAAAUUUGUGUAAAAUAUGGUUUUAAUACACUAGAAAGACACUGGAACCACAAUCCAGACUGCAUAGUUAAUCACCAGCGACAAACCAAUAUGAAAUGAGAGGACAAGAGAUGCCAGGAUAUUAUCAAAGAAAAACAUUCCUGGAAAAAUGAAGUGUCCAGUCUAAGUGAUACUCGGUUCUCCAGGUGAAUUGUAAUUGACACUCCAGUUAUUUGUUCAAUAAUAAAGUGCAAAGAAAUGCAAUCAAAGAUAUGCCAGGUGUUGAAGAAAACAACAGAAUAGUGCCGGCCAUGCUGUGAUCUAUGGAGCUAAUAAGCAGAAACUGUCAGGUCCAUCUUGACAUCCUACUUAGUGCCGUAAUUCCAUAAGAACUGCAAAGGAAAGUGUUAUUGGGAAUAAUGGAGGUGUCUCAUGCUCUUGCUGCAGUCUCCAAAGAAUAAUAAAUGCAACAGUAGACCUGAAUGGUCAUGAGUUACUUUUGUCUGUAUAAGUAAGCACACCAAGAAAGCUUGGAGAAGAAAACUCUAAGAGAAACCCUAAAGUUGGUGGGUGAAGAAUGACAGAACAGAGGAACGAAUGAAAUAUAAAUCUCUAAGAUACUGAAAUCUUGAUGAGUACCAUCACAUGGUGGCCUUUUUUCUUACAAGAUCCAUCCCAAAUGUAAUCAAAAUGAAACUACUGUAAUGGUACAAAAAGGUAAUAUGUAUCACAGGAUAAAUAGGUGCCCACAAUAUGUCUCAACACUUGUGUAGGUGAUGGUGAUAGUACAACAUCUUCAAAUGAAGCAAAUAAAUCUCCAAUGUGGUGUGUCAGUCCAGAUGGAAAGUAUUGCUGGCCACACCAGAAUGGAACCAAUCAGACCAGAAAAGCACAACUUUUGCAAGAAUUUAAGAGGACUGGACUUGAAGAUGAAGAAAAAAAUGUGCACUGCCAGUUUCAUACAGCAAAACAGAAUUUCAACUUCCUAGAGCAGAGAUGCAUUAGGAAAUAUGCUGCCAUCCUGCUGCAGUCCCAUGUAAACCAGAAACUUACCUUUUAUGUGUUUGUGUGUGUGUCUUUUGUGGGUAUUGUCUUAUUGUACAUUAUAUUUUAUCUAGGA
This is a messenger RNA of Polypterus senegalus (gray bichir), 2739 nucleotides long. Its product is annotated as zinc finger protein 3 homolog. The record is from RefSeq and is a predicted model, not a curated record. Lineage: Eukaryota; Metazoa; Chordata; Cladistia; Polypteriformes; Polypteridae. The coding region runs from base 500 to 1474 and encodes 324 amino acids. Gene Ontology annotation, biological process: regulation of transcription by RNA polymerase II. Gene Ontology annotation, molecular function: DNA-binding transcription factor activity, RNA polymerase II-specific; RNA polymerase II cis-regulatory region sequence-specific DNA binding. The transcript is spliced from 3 exons.